Macrobrachium nipponense is the source of this 1758-nucleotide messenger RNA. RefSeq lists its product as uncharacterized. NCBI's taxonomy places the organism in Eukaryota, Metazoa, Arthropoda, Malacostraca, Decapoda, Palaemonidae. The coding region runs from base 1 to 1758 and encodes 585 amino acids. The record is from RefSeq and is a predicted model, not a curated record. Gene Ontology annotation, molecular function: nucleic acid binding. The transcript has 3 exons.
AUGAAGGGAAAACUAUUUGUGAAGAAAUUGUGGGGACUGAAAACUGACUGGGAUGACGAACUGAUGAUGGAUUUAAAGAAAGAGUUCGAUGAAUUGUUAAACCAACUGAAUUCUAUUGAGGAGAUCAAAGUCCCUAGAUUUUGUUUUAAUGAAGGAACUUGUAGCUUACAUGUAUUUGUUGAUGCCUCUCAUGUGGCUUAUGGAGCCUGUGCGUAUGUUGUUAGUAGUAAGCACACAAGUCACUUGCUAUUUAAUUGUACUGUUUGGAGUGACUCCCAAGUAGCUUUGAGUUGGGUAUUUUAUGAAAGAUCUAAAGAAGUGUUUGUAAUCAACAGAGUAAAGGAAAUCAAGGACUUGAAGUCCAGUCAUAACAUCAGGUUGUUAUAUGUUAAGAGCGAGGAUAAUCCUGCUGAUUUAGUUACGCGAGGUAUUUCAAUGUCUCUUUUGAGUAAGUCAGGUUUGUGGUUUCAUGGCCCGACCUGGAUUAUUGACAAAAAUAAGUUUCCAGAACAAGAGGAUGUAGUUUACAUAGAGCCUGUUAAUGUAAAUGAAAUUAUUGUAGAACCAGUUUUGAGAAACCCUGAUGAUGAUGUACUUGUAUUCAAAUGUUCUGAGUUCUCCUUAUUGAAACACGCAUUAAGGAUUGUAGGUAGAUUGAUCUUGUUUGGGAGAAGAAUAUUUCCUGAUAAAUUCAGGGAAAGUAAUAAUUUACUUGUUUUAAUCAGAAUCAUGCAGCGUCAAGCUUUUCCAACGCUAUAUGUUGACUACGGGUUACAAACGAGUUCUAGUGUUCCCUCUGAGUUAAGGAAUCUUAUCAGACAAUUAGGACUUUAUGUUGAUAAAAGUGGUGUCAUUCGGUGCCAAGGAAGACUUCAUAAUGCAGAAUUGCCAGAAUUCGCUAAGCAUCCAGUAUUCGUCGCCAGCCGACACCCCUUAUGGCAACUUAUAGUGUCUCAUUAUCACAUACUCAACUUGCACUGCAACACGAAUACACUUGUGGUUAUAUUGAGACAACAGCUUUGGGUUGGAAAAAUGAGACAGUCCGUUAAGAAGAUCCUGAAAGAGUGCUUAUCGUGUAAGAACGCACAAAAUCAACCUCUAAGUCUGCCUGGAUUUCCCCCAUUACCACCCGAACGAGUUAAGCAUCAAGUCCCUUUUUCCUGUGUUGGCGUCGACUAUACGGGAAACAUUCAUGUGUCUGAAAAUGAAGCUGAGAACGAGAAGGCGUAUGUCUUGUUGUUUACAUGCGCUACGUCAAGAGCAGUUGCCCUGUAUGUGUGCAAAUCCAUGAAUGCACAAGAAUUCCACUUUGUUUUUAGACAAUUCGCGGCAAGACACGGACUUCUGAAAGUUUUAAUAAGUGAUAAUGCGCCAAACUUCAUUGCAGGCAGUCCUGAUAAUGUUAUAAGGACAGUCGAGAUAAAAACAGCAAGUGGAAAUUUUACGAGACCAUUGAAUCAAGUCAUUCCACUCGAAUGUAAUGUCAGAGAGGAAUCAACAACAGAAAGCGGACAGAAUGAAGUAGGCGAGACCAGCGAAGCCUUAAACGAGGCUAGCCAUAUAAACAAAACAACAAAGACGAUUGAGAGGGCCAAAACCAAGGACGUCGGAGACGGCCUAGAGAGUGUUCCGGAGGAUGACCCUACGACCUCAACAGGUUCCCCACCACCAGUGAUGUCCAAUCGUCGGCCCAUGAGAAGUACAGCUGCUAAGGCCGACGAACAAAGAAAACAGUUGAUUCGAGAAGGAGCUUUAUAA